AUGCAUUACUACAAGCUGGUGGCCCUUGCCGGGUUCGUCUCCGUAGCCCUCGCCCACCCAGGCCCUCAUCACGGAAUUUCCAAGAGAGAGAUUGCUCGUCGCCACGAUCUAUCCUCUCGUUGCUCCGAACAUGUUGCCCGCUUCAACGAGAAGCGCUGGAAUAGAAACAUCCGCAAGCGAUCCCACGACCGAAACACCACUGUCCAGAUCCAAACCGAGGCCCCAUACUAUGAUGUGAUACAGAAUGAUACCUGUGUUUUGACUCCCGAGGUGACGGAAGGCCCCUACGUCUGGCCUCGCUCCCAGACCCUACGUCAAGACAUGACCGAGGACCAACCCGGUGUGCCCUUGUGGUUAGAUGUUGGUGUCCUUGACAUGAACACAUGUGAGCCAUUAGAAGGUGUCCUGGUUGACUUCUGGCAUUGCAAUGCCACUGGAAGCUACUCCAGCUUCACAGGUCUUUCCCCCAACACAGCAUUCGAGACAUUGCUGGACCAGCUGAACGUCACGGACUUUGAAAUUGGCACUACUGAUCUCCACACCGAUGACACUACAUUCCUGCGAGGAAUGUGGCCGACGGAUCGCAAUGGCAUGAUGGAGAUGAAGACUGUCUUCCCCGGAUUCUACAUCGAAAGAGCUAUCCAUAUCCACGUUCAAGUCCACACAGACUGGACUAUCCGUGGUAAUGGUACCAUGGCCUAUGGCAACACGGUUAGCACUGGUCAGAUCUACUUCGACGAGCAGCUUGAAAAGGAGAUCAUGGCUUUGGAGCCGUAUGUUUCCCAUACUGAGAUCAACCGCACGACCAAUGCCGAGGAUAGUAUUUACAGUCAAGAUACCGAUAAUGGGUACAACCCGCUUAUCUCAGUUGUCCCUAUUGAUGAUAAUGAUUUGACCAAGGGCAUGGUUGGGUACAUCACCGUUGGAGUGGAUACCACUGCUAUUGAGAUGGAUCUGUAA
Penicillium odoratum is the source of this 960-nucleotide messenger RNA. Its product is annotated as intradiol ring-cleavage dioxygenase. NCBI's taxonomy places the organism in Eukaryota, Fungi, Ascomycota, Eurotiomycetes, Eurotiales, Aspergillaceae. Gene Ontology annotation, molecular function: ferric iron binding; oxidoreductase activity, acting on single donors with incorporation of molecular oxygen, incorporation of two atoms of oxygen. The record is from RefSeq and is a predicted model, not a curated record. The coding region runs from base 1 to 960 and encodes 319 amino acids. The transcript has 2 exons.